CCAAACAGUCCAUUUCUCUUCCCUUUAGGCCAAUACCAUCAUGCCUCCUUGGGUAGCCUUCCCCAGACUCAUACUGCUUUGAGCAGAUGCUGUAGUUUCUGUGUCAUAUGUGACUGCAGUGGUGGAUCAGUCUGUCACUCUACCCUGCAUCUCUGCAACAGCUCAUGAAAUCUCACCCAUGUGGUGGGGUCGAAGGGCAUGCCCUUUAAUCAACUGCACAAAUGAACUCAUAAUGACCGAUGGCUACCAUGUCACCUUUGAAAAGGACAAACGUUAUAGGAUGAAUGGAAUCAUUUCCAGAGGGAAUUUGUCUUUAACCAUAGAGAAUGCAGCCCUGUCUGACACUGGCAUCUAUUGUUGCUGUAUUGUGUUCAAAGAGUUUAAUGGUUAUAUAAAGAACAUAUAUUUGGAGAUAAAGCCAGCUCCACCUAAGGUCACCAGUGUUCCAACACCACCUAAGGUCUUCACAUCUGCUUCUACAACUCCAGCACCGACAUUGUACCUUAAGACAGAAACCACUUCAUCAUCUGCAGUGCAGACAACAGAAACCCAGCCUAUCACACCACAGGAAACAAGUACGACCAGCUCAUCAUUGAACUCUUCUUGUCCAACAAAUGGAAAUAGCAUUGUGACCCAGCCUUCAGAUUGUGGUGGGAAAUAUAAUGAAACUCACAUGAGCUUGAAACAAAAGACACAGAGGAACACCAAUAAGUUGUACAUUGGACUCGGCAUUGCUGCCAUGAUAUUGCUCAUCAUUUUGGCUGCCAUACUUACCAAAAAAUAUUUAUGUGGGAAAAUAAAGGUGUUUCAUAAAAAGUAAGCUUGAUAGGUUUGUCUCAAUGCUUUUUGAUGUUCCCACUCUAAUAAAAAUAAAGAAAAAAUACUCUCUGUUCCUCUCCCCUUUCUCCUGAACUUUCCAUUU
This is a messenger RNA of Pipistrellus kuhlii (Kuhl's pipistrelle), 922 nucleotides long. Its product is annotated as hepatitis A virus cellular receptor 1 homolog. The record is from RefSeq and is a predicted model, not a curated record. The transcript has 7 exons. Gene Ontology annotation, cellular component: cell surface. Gene Ontology annotation, molecular function: phosphatidylserine binding; virus receptor activity. Lineage: Eukaryota; Metazoa; Chordata; Mammalia; Chiroptera; Vespertilionidae. Bases 179 to 820 code for a protein of 213 amino acids. Gene Ontology annotation, biological process: phagocytosis, engulfment; positive regulation of mast cell activation.